GGCGGCACGCGCCGGCGAACCUCCGUGCGCGGCGUGAGGAGCAGGGCGGGCGCGGCAGCGCGGCGGCACCAUGAGCACCAAGCAGGUGACGUGCAGGUACUUCUUGCAGGGCGUGUGCCGGGAGGGCAGCAAGUGCCUGUUCUCCCAUGACCUGGCCACCAGCAAGUCCUCCACCAUCUGCAAGUACUACCAGAAGGGGCAGUGUGCCUACGGCUCCCGCUGCAGGUACGACCACGUGCGGCUGCCUCCGGCGGGCGCAGCCGCGGCCCCGCCGCCCCCCGCCGGCCCGGAGCAGCCCCGGGCGCCGCCCGAGCCCGGCCCCGCCGCCCCGCGCAGCAGGAGGGAGAAGAGGACGCUGGUGCUGCGUGACAGGAACCUGUGCGGCUCCAGCGAGGAGCAGGCGCGGCCCGGCGCCGGGGCCGUGCCGUGCUGCGGCGAGCCCGGGGACAGCGAGGAGGCCAAGCCGCUCUCGUACCUGGAGGCCAUCUGCAGCGGGCUGGAGGAGGCGGGGCCCGCGGGCUGUCCCGCCGCGCCGCAGCUCUGUCCCUACGCCGCCGCCGGCGCCUGCCACUUCGGGGAGCGCUGCCUCUACCUGCACGGGCAGCUCUGCGAGAUCUGCGGCCUCCAGGUGCUGCACCCCUUCGACCCGGAGCAGAGGAAGGCCCACGAGAUGAUGUGCAUGGCGACCUUCGAGCACGACAUGGAGAGGGCCUUUGCCAUCCAGGCCAGCCAGGACAAGGUGUGCAGCAUCUGCAUGGAGGUGGUGUAUGAGAAGCCCUCGGCCUCGGAGAGGAGGUUUGGGAUCCUGUCCAACUGCACCCACACCUACUGCCUGUCCUGCAUCCGCCAGUGGAGGUGUGCCAAGCAGUUUGAGAACCCCAUCAUCAAGUCCUGCCCCGAGUGCCGCGUGAUCUCCGAGUUUGUCAUCCCCAGCGUGUACUGGGUGGAAGAGCAGGAGAAGAAAAAUGAGCUGAUUGAAGCAUUUAAGCAGGGAGUGGGGAAAAAGCCCUGCAAGUACUUUGAGCAAGGCAAAGGAACGUGUCCCUUUGGAGGGAAGUGUCUGUACCUCCACGCCUACCCCGACGGGACGCGAGCGGAGCCCGAGAAGCCGCGGAAGCAGCUCAGCUCCGAGGGCACCGUGCGGUUCUUCAACUCCGUGCGCCUGUGGGACUUCAUCGAGGACAGGGAGAGCAGGAGCGCGCCCGGCGCCGACGCCGAGGUGACGGAGCUGGGGGAGCUCUUCAUGCACCUCUCGGGGGCUGAGGAGGAGCCCGCUGCUGCCAGGGAGCACAGCCAGCCCCUCUGAGCCCCCAGGGCAGCUGGCUUCAGCCAUGCUUUUAUCUCUGCAGCACAGGUAGAACAAAAUGUGCCCCGGUGGUUGCUUGUGCAGUCCUGGUAAAGUUUUCAGAUAGUUUUUAUAUGGCAGCAACAAAAGAAGACUCAAAUAUAUUUAAAAGAAAAAAAAAAAUUGGCUGCAUGGAAAAAAAUCCCUUAAUCCCAGGAGGGUUUUCUCCCUCUCUGGCCUAACAUUUGCUGUCUUGUGAGCUGAGUGGUAGUGUAAAUACAGGUCCAGUGAAAGCUUAAGCUGGUAAAAACUGUUGCUAAUUAGAGUUUGGGUACUUUUGGGUAUUUUUCUCCACUAAGUCAGCUAAAUGUAUUACUACAAAACCCACUGGGAAUAAUGAUCAGUGUAGGGUUUUCUCCUUAAAAAGGAGCUGGUACAUUGUACCUCAGCUCGUAGCUGAGUUCAGAGCAAGCUUGCUGGGUUCUCUGGGCAGGCCUGGCUCCCCAGGUGCUGCCAGUGGAGCUCCCAGCCCAGUUUCACCCUAACUCCAGUGCUCAGAGGCAGCAGAGGCUCCUGCUGGACAGCACAUGCAGCUGCACUCAUUCCUGAACUUGGGAGCUCAGCACAAUGGGAGCUCUCCCAGACCCUGGCCAGGCCUGCCCAGGCCCUGCAGCAGCUCAGCCUCCAUUGCCCUGUGCCCCAGGAGGGCUGAGGGAUUCAUGCACAGCUCUGAAUUGUUACUGAAUUCGGGCUUUGUUCAAAAUGUGAUUUCUGUUCGUGUGGCAAAGGCAGUUGGGUUGUGAAAUCUGGAACCAGAAGUUAAUUCUGCCAAGUCAACUGUUUUCACUUGGAAUUUAAACCAAGACUUCAGUGUGCACUGCAGUGGCUGCUGAGUUACCAACAGCAUGGACAGGAGCUGUCACUGACCCAGCUCCUUGUAAAGCACUGAGCAGUGUUUGUAAAUACAAAUGGAGAUGUGGGGUUUAUUUUAGAACAGUUUGGUUGCAAUGGAAGUCAGGUGUGUAACUGGUUUGGUUAUUAUCUGUAGCAAUAUAAAAGCAUAAAAAAUAAUACUUAAAAAUGUGUUAAGAAACAAAGGCCAAGAGCAGAAAGGUUUGUAAUCAGCACCUGUGGAUCAGUGAUGGUCACAGCUUUGAUCCACCAGGGUGGGAAACUGUGCAGCAAAAUGUGUUCAGGGAGAGCUGGGCAGGAGGCUGUGCCAGCUGGGCACACAGGGCCAGCCCUGGCUGCUGACAGCAGGAGCCUGAACCUGGCAUUCCAACAGCUCAGCUGGCUCCAGGAUUAUCCCCUGAGCUGCUCUUGGCAUUCCUGGGUCAGCAGCUCCUGCCCUCUGUUCUCACUGGAAAUUGAACUUUCCCAUCAUUUCCCCUGCAGUUCAUUUCUAGCAGUGCUCCCUGCACAGCCAGGCCUGGCCUUGGCACUGGCUGCAGGCACAUCAUUCCCAGUUUCCUGGUAAAACUGGCCCAGCAAAGGGCAGAAGUCCAACCAGUGCAAUUGGUCAGCACUAAUUACAAAGCAGAAGGUAAAUUACCCCUGAGAGGGAUGUCACACACCAAGGUAGAUGAAUGUGUCAGGGACGCCCAAGCACCCUUUCUACCCCAGAACAUUUCCCAGCCCUCACCCUCCCACUAAAGCUCAUUUCCAUCUGCUCCCACACAUAAUUUUUUUUUCCCAGAAAGAAAUAUUGUCAGGAAUACACUAAAAAAAAAAAAAAAAAAAAAA
Passer montanus (Eurasian tree sparrow) is the source of this 3028-nucleotide messenger RNA. It is a transcript of the gene MKRN2, whose product is annotated as makorin ring finger protein 2. Gene Ontology annotation, biological process: protein polyubiquitination. Gene Ontology annotation, molecular function: metal ion binding; ubiquitin protein ligase activity. The record is from RefSeq and is a predicted model, not a curated record. NCBI's taxonomy places the organism in Eukaryota, Metazoa, Chordata, Aves, Passeriformes, Passeridae.